CUAACUCCUCCCCUUCUGCUGACGCUAAUACAAGACGCUGCCUCUGCUGCUAGUGUGGUGCAACAUGAGCGCUUGCACAAAGAGCUGAUUGCUGAUUGAUUCUGCUGGAAUAGAAGCUGCAACAGAAGGCAUCCACCAUGAUCCCUGCAGUCAUACUCGGCACUGGAGCGAAGAUGCCCAUUAUGGGUCUGGGAACGUGGCUGUCAGAGCCUGGGAAAGUCACAGAGGCCGUGAAGGUGGCUAUAAGAGCUGGGUACAGGCACAUCGACGGUGCCUACGUCUAUCAGAACGAAGCAGAAGUUGGAGCUGGGAUUUCUGCCAUGAUUAAAGAAGGAGUGGUCAAGAGGGAAGAGCUGUUCGUUGUCAGCAAGUUGUGGUGCACCUUCCAUCUUCCGUCUCUGGUGAGGAAAGCUUGUGAAAAAACACUUGGCGACCUCAAACUGGACUACGUGGACCUCUACCUCAUGCACUUCCCCUGUGGAGCCCAGCCAGGUGACAAACUUUUUCCUUUAGAUGAACACGGCCAACUUAUUACUGAUGGCAGCAACUUCUUGGACACUUGGGAGGCUAUGGAGAAACUAGUGGAUGCAGGUUUGGUCAAAGCGAUCGGCAUCUCCAACUUCAACAAAGAGCAGACUGAGGCGAUCCUCAACAAGCCAGGCCUCAAGUACAAGCCCGUUAACAACCAGAUUGAGUGCCAUCCAUACCUGACCCAGGAGAAGCUGAUCAGCUACUGCCACUCAAAGGGCAUCUCAGUGACUGCCUACAGCCCCCUGGGUUCCCCCGAGAGACCCGGGGCUUCAUCUGAUGAUCCCUCUCUGCUGGAGGAUCCUAAGAUCAAGGCAAUUGCUAAUAAGUAUAAAAAGACCACAGCGCAAGUUCUACUCAGGUUCCACAUCCAGAGGAAUGUGAUCGUCAUUGCCAAGUCAGUAACACCUCAUCGAAUUGAGGAAAACUUCCAGCUGUUUGACUUUGAGUUGAGUGAAGAUGACAUGAAGACCCUGAUGAGCUUGAACAAGAACUGGAGAGGAUUUCCACUAAUAUGGGCCUCAAAACACAAAGACUUCCCCCUGACUGCAGAAUACUAAAUCAUCAACAACAUGUUUUCAAACUGCCUGAAGAGUAUUUCUACUCCCCAGUCUGUCAAACCAAUGUUUUAUAAUUGCUCCAGUCAAUGAGUUCAACAUUAUAUGUUGUAUAUCUUUAAUAAUUGUAUUAAACUAACAUUUAAAAACAGA
Messenger RNA from Betta splendens (Siamese fighting fish), 1238 nucleotides. Its product is annotated as aldo-keto reductase family 1 member B1-like. Bases 138 to 1088 code for a protein of 316 amino acids. The record is from RefSeq and is a predicted model, not a curated record. The transcript has 10 exons. NCBI's taxonomy places the organism in Eukaryota, Metazoa, Chordata, Actinopteri, Anabantiformes, Osphronemidae. Gene Ontology annotation, molecular function: aldose reductase (NADPH) activity. Gene Ontology annotation, cellular component: cytosol.